Messenger RNA from Cicer arietinum (chickpea), 928 nucleotides. RefSeq lists its product as uncharacterized. Gene Ontology annotation, biological process: cellular response to heat. The record is from RefSeq and is a predicted model, not a curated record. NCBI's taxonomy places the organism in Eukaryota, Viridiplantae, Streptophyta, Magnoliopsida, Fabales, Fabaceae.
UUGUCCUUAAAAUAAAUCAAUCUUUGCAAGAAAAGGGUGAAUUAAAUUCGAAGAAAAUACAACCCUCAAAUGUGUAUAUAUAAGUAACAUAACCCCAUAGUUCAUUUCAUUCACCAAGAACUAGCAUAGACAAAUUUAACUACCUUUGCUAGAAAUACCAUAAUCAUAUUAUUAAAGAGAAAAUGUCUAUUGAUCAAAAGACACAUGAAACAGAUCGUAUCUAUGAAGAAUUUGAAGCACCAACUGAUGUCGAUCGCGACGAUGCAAGUGAGACACUAGUUCUUAUACUUCCAGGAUUUAAGAAAGAGCAAAUGAGAGUUCAAGUAACAGCAGCACGUGUGUUAAAGAUAAGUGGUGAAAGACAAAUAAGCAACAACAAAUAUCGUCGAUUUCGUAAAGAAAUCCAAUUACCACUUCAUUUGGACACAAAUACCAUUGCUGCCAAAUUUGAAUCUGGAAUCUUAUACAUUAAACUUUUGAAACAUAUCAACAAAAACAAUAAUGAGCAACAAAAUGUUCCAACACAAGAACCAAAGAAAGAUGAAGAAGAGAAACCAAAGAAAGAAAAUGGUAAAGCAGAGGAAUUAAAAAAAGAUGAUGAUGUGAAGAACAAAGUUGAGGAAAGGCCAGAGACAAUGAGAGUGGUUUCAAAACUGAGACCAGAAUAUGUGAAUGCAUUAUGUGGUUUGUUUGAUGAAAUUAAGAAGAAGAAGAAGAAAUUUCUGAAUUUGUUGCUACUUGCAUUGAUGUUUGGUCUCUAUGUUAAGAAUGUUAUUAAGUCAAUAUUUUCAGGAGGACACAAAAGUCAAGAGUAAUUCAUUAAUUCAUUCAUUGUGUGUGAAUAAGUAUUUCACAAUUAUCUGUAUGUGUAAUAUACUGCAUAAAUUCCUCAAGAGAAUAAAUAAUUAUUAUUAUUAUUUAGUUGUUA